This is a messenger RNA of Planococcus citri (citrus mealybug), 10102 nucleotides long. RefSeq names its product serine/threonine-protein kinase Warts-like. The transcript is spliced from 8 exons. Lineage: Eukaryota; Metazoa; Arthropoda; Insecta; Hemiptera; Pseudococcidae. Gene Ontology annotation, biological process: hippo signaling; peptidyl-serine phosphorylation; positive regulation of apoptotic process. Gene Ontology annotation, molecular function: protein serine/threonine kinase activity; ATP binding; protein binding. The record is from RefSeq and is a predicted model, not a curated record. The coding region runs from base 767 to 4195 and encodes 1142 amino acids.
UCCUAACAUUCCAAUGUAGUUCACAAACCCAAAACUAGCAAGAUGGCUGCCUGAACGAGUGUGAAAAUUCUAGUGUCGUGUAAUAAUUCGUGUGCAUUUGUUCAGUGCAAAUAAAAUAUUAUAAUUUCGAAAUCAUUCGCGUGUAUAUUUGUUUUAUUAAUCGCGUUACCAUGUUUUAUAUUUCGUUCUAAAUUCUUUUUGUUUGCAAGAAUUCGUCUCGUGUACCAGCAUAGUAGUUCUCUGUGUGUGUUUUUUCUCUAUAAUUUUUUUUCUAUCUCGGAUAAAUUUUCAACUACAUUGCGAAUAAAUUCUAUCAGUGAUUAUUGUAUCAUUUGUUCGUUCAAUAUCCGUAUUCAAAUCGUCCAGUCUGCAAAAUAUUCACCAUAAUUCGGUACAUAUUCGGCCAUAUUGGAAAUUAUCUCAAGAGCUACCAAUCCGAGCGAUAAAAAAGAGUAUAAAUGCGCGGUAAUCCGAUGGCUCAGAUGAAAUAUGUGUACACAUAGUCGUUGGUUAUUCGAGAAAAUAUAUUAAUCUUUCGAUAUGUUUCCGCGAAAACGUUGUAGGUAGUGGUUAAUUUAUCUUACCUACAUCACUACUUGUGUUGGAAAUCGAAAUCAAAAAAAAUCGAGUAUUUUUCUCUAUAGUGUGUUCGUUCGUUGGUUUUUUUUUUCGAAAUAAUAAAAUGAUAUUAUAGUAAAAAUCGAGUGUGCGUCGUUGUCGCGCGAUUUUUUCUAAUGUGGGCCAUAGACGGCUCGCUUCGUUAGUGAUGGGCCAAGAGCCCAUAAUAUUAAACAUGAACCCUGCAACAUCCGGCAGAUCGAAUACCCGAGCUUCGGGAUAUCAUCAGAAGGCAUUAGCUGAGAUUCGCAAUUCGCUGCUGCCGUUCGCCAACGGCGGAGGAGCCAGCAGCAACGAUAAUUAUUCCAGCGCCGCUAGCACAAUCUCGACUAUAUCGACGACAUCCGGCGUUAGUUCGGCAUCCGGCCUGAGCAGUAAUUCGAACGGACUCGACAAUAAGGAUUUAAAUGCGCUGAGACAAACGUUGACGCAGAUCAUCAGCAUGGGAUAUACUGAGGAAUCAGCAUUGAGAGCACUGAAGCAAUCCAAUGGCACUUACGAAGCAGCGGUGAAUUACCUCAAACAGCAACCGUCGCCGGUAGAAAUGUGUAAUGGGCUUGGGAAAUCGUCUGGUGCGGGAGGCGUAUGUCUGGGCACGAAACUGAUGCGCAAGUCGAGCCUGGAACGCGAGAUCAGCGUCCACCGCAGCAGUCCGGCCGCCACCAUGGAUAGCGGAGCGGGCAGCAGUCGAUCGGACAGUCCUCGUCAGCUGAACGAUAUCCUGGGGCAUCAACUCGUCUCGCGCCAAUACUCACCCAGCAAUUUCUCAGAACCACCGCCACCGCCUCCACCCCGUAACAGUUCCACUCCACCACCGCCUCCGCCACCUCACGCUUACCCGAACGUACCAUCGAAUAUGCAGCAAAUGUUGAAACGCAUGUCUCCGGCCCCUGUGGUACCAUCGCGACCUCCGGCACCCACACCCACCGGCCCUUGUUCGACGCCAAAUCACCAACGAGGCAAUAGCCCAGUGAGCGCGGUAGCCGGCCGCCAACCGAUGAUCAUCCAGAACGGUCCGCAAGUGCAGCAACAGCUGACGCAGCAAAUCCAGGCUCUAAGCCUUUACCAAAACGCUCCGGGCGGCGGUGUCGUCGAUCCUCCACCGCCGCCUUAUCCGAUCGUGGCGUCAACGGGGGGCGUCGCUUCGCCGCCACCUCCUUCUUACGCCAUCAGCAUACAGAAUCGGCAGAGUCCGACGCAAUCGCAGACCGGAGGCGAUUACCGGAAAUCGCCUUCGUCCGGUAUUUACUCGGGCUCGGCGUCGGCCGGUUCGCCCAGCCCGACGUCCAACGUAUCGUCGCUGGUCGGAUCGACCGGGUCGGUGCCGGCCGCAUCCGUUACCAGAGCUGCGCCGCUACCCGGAUGGAGCGCCCGCCAGGCGAAAACGCAGCCGCCCAUCAUCAUGCAGUCGGUCAAGAGUACCCAGGUGCAGAAACCCGUCCUGCAAACGGCCAUCGCACCCACCGCUCCGUCUUCGGCCACAGCAGCGACGGCAGCAGCUGCGGCAGCCGCUGCAGCAGCAGCAGCUGUAUCCGUAUCUUCUCAACCACCCCCUCCUCCGCCAUCGUACGCAUCGUCCAUACAGCAAAAGCAACAACAGUCUUCGCCUCAGUGCCAGAAAGCCGUCAGCUCCAGUCCUUGUCCACCGCCUCAGCAAGCCUCGCUGUCCACAGCCUCACCCACCGUGCCCACCACCGAACCCCCCAGCUACGCUAGUACCAUGCUCCAACGAGCCGUCAACUUACCCCCGUACAAUUCCAGCGCCAAAGACGAAGCUCUCAAUAACAACCUGGUCAACCACACGAACCACGUAAACUCCUCCUCAGCUACCAACAACAACAACAACUGCACCAGCCCCAACAACCACAACUGUAACACGCCGACGGACCAAUUGGUGGCUCCCAGAGCGACAUCCGCCGUGCAUCCAAUGCUGCAACGUAAAUUCUCUCCGUCCGAAUCGCGAUCCGAAAGUCCGGCUUCGGCUUCUUCGGCCGAAUCGCGAACCCCUCCUUUACCACCCUCCGCCUCAUCGUCGGCCAACUGCGUGCAGAACGGCAUCGACAAAAAACCGUACAAAAUCGAUCACCAAUCGCCCAUACCAGAGCGCAAACACAUGUCCAAAGAGAAAGAAGAGGAGAGACGUGACUGCAAAGUACGAAUAUACUCGCCGCAAGCUUUCAAAUUCUACAUGGAACAGCAUAUCGAAAACGUUCACAAAUCGUACAAACAGCGGCUCUUCAGACGAGUACAACUCGAGACUGAGAUGGCCAAAAUCGGUCUCAGCGCCGAAGCUCAAUGUCAAAUGCGUAAAAUGCUCUAUCAAAAGGAGUCCAACUAUAUUCGACUCAAACGUGCCAAAAUGGAUAAAUCCGUCUUCACCAAAAUCAAACCGAUCGGCGUCGGAGCUUUCGGAGAGGUCACCUUGGUGCGCAAGAUCGAUACCAACCACCUGUACGCCAUGAAGACCUUACGCAAAGCAGACGUACUCAAAAGAAACCAAGUAGCUCAUGUCAAAGCUGAAAGAGAUAUUUUGGCUGAGGCUGAUAACGAAUGGGUAGUCAAAUUGUAUUAUUCGUUUCAGGAUAAAGAUAAUCUGUAUUUUGUGAUGGACUACAUACCAGGAGGCGAUUUGAUGAGUUUACUUAUAAAAUUUGGAAUUUUCGACGAACAAUUAGCGAGAUUUUACCUAGCCGAACUGACCUGUGCGGUGGAAAGUGUCCAUAAAAUGGGCUUCAUUCAUCGAGACAUUAAACCGGAUAAUAUACUAAUCGAUAGAGACGGUCAUAUCAAGUUAACGGAUUUCGGUCUAUGUACCGGAUUCAGAUGGACUCAUAAUUCUAAAUAUUACCAAAACAAUGGCGAACACAAUCGUCAAGAUUCGCUGGAACCGACGGAAGAAUGGAUAAACAGCGCCGACUGCAAAUGUUACCCGACGAAGCCUUUGGAAAGGCGACGCAAACGCGAACAGCAUCAACGUUGUUUAGCCCAUUCGUUAGUAGGCACCCCGAACUACAUCGCUCCCGAGGUGCUGCUGAGAACAGGAUACUCGCAGCUUUGCGAUUGGUGGAGUGUCGGUGUAAUCCUAUACGAAAUGCUGAUCGGUCAGCCGCCAUUUUUAGCCAAUAGUCCGGCCGAAACGCAACUCAAAGUCAUCAACUGGGAAACGACGCUGAAAAUCCCUCCACAACCUAAAAUCUCCCGCGAAAGUAUCGACCUCAUAUUAAAACUAUGCACCAGCUCAGAUCGCAGACUCGGUAAAAACGCCAACGAAGUAAAAGAGCACCCAUUCUUCGCCAGUAUCAAUUUCAAAGAAGGAGUCAGACGUCUUACGCCGCCAUAUACUCCGAAAAUUCAAUACUCUACCGAUACAUCCAACUUCGAUCCAAUCGAUCCGGACAAGCUGAGAAAUUCAACAGCAAACGAAUCCGAAAGACCAGACGAGCUAACCGGCGGAGGACCUUUUCACGGAUUCUUCGAAUUCACCUUUCGUAGAUUUUUCGACGACGGUGGCGCGGUACCUUUUCCAUCACGGAUCAAUCUCGAUGAAAAUGAUAAUCAAGGAGCAGUUUACGUGUGAAAGGUAACAACGAGGCCGAAUUGUGAACUUGUGCUUGUCGUAUCGCUGCCAUUAGCGUGCAUCUAUGUAAAAGGUAGAGAGAAAAUUGCCAUAUGUAUUGAGCUGCAUAUUCUCCAAUUUUUGGAGUGUUUUUUUUUUUGAGAAGGAAUUCUAUUUUUCUUCUUACUCUCUAUCUGUGUUUUUACAUACUCGUAUAUCCGUUGUGUCCGUUUCCUUGUGGGUUUUCAUCAGCCUCGCUGUUUAUUUCUCUGCUCUUUAAUAUCGAGUUCGCAUCUCUAAUGUCUCGAUAAUAUAAUGGAGAUGAGUGAUGCAUUUUACUUAUAACAUCGUCUAGGUAUUUAUUGUUGGUAUGUUUCCUCUGGAACGGGAAAUGUACGCAUGUUGAUGCUUUAGUGUAUCGUCGUUCGUUCGUUUGUUUUUUGAACGACUCAAUUUGAAUUUUGGUCAGAUGUAUGUUUAAUAACGACAGACCGAACAACAAAAACUACAGUCAAGGUUGAUGUACGAAUUUGUCUACGUACAAGAGCUAUUUCAGACACCAUCACCUUCCAAAAAGCCACGACGUGAUCUAGAAAAUACCUAUUUUUGGCAAUUGAAAAGAAAAACUGACUAAGGAAAUUUUCAAGGACCUUCUAGUUUGAUUCAUCAAAUCAUUGAAAGAAAAAACAUUAAAAUAUAUGGAUGAUUUUCAUUUUUCAAAAAGAUUCAUUAUUCUGCUUUGCCUCUUUGGUUGGGAAUGAAAACACAAUAAGAAUUUUAAAGUCUUUCGUUCAAUCCCAUUCAUUCGAAAGCCCUGGAUAUUCCCCCUCCUCUCUUAUUGAUGGAACAUUUUUUUCCCAAAGACCACCAGACCUGUGUCAAUUUUGAGCUAUUUUCAUCGAAAAACAUCAUUCUUAUUGCAGAAAAAAACCACAAAUUUUUGUCAAAAUACAAAAAAGGCAAUUUUAUAUUGACUCUCUAUCGAAAUAUUUUUGAUCUUCUUUCGAAAAAACCAAUUGUAUGGUGAUUUUUCCAAAAUACCCAUGGAAAUCUCCCAAGCUAAAGCAGCAAGUUGUCAGAUUUUUUGAAGCUGAAAAUGAAAAAUAGAGAAAAAAUUUCAAGAAUCAGAAAUCACGGUGGGAAUGAAAACAAUGAUAAUUUCACGUUAAUUUGAAAAAAUUGCAUACAUUUUUUUCAAAUUAAUAUCGAAUUAUCGUCCAAUCAAAAAUGUUCGAUUAAUAACAUGGAAACUUUGAAAAAAAAAAAUCGUUUGAAAAUCAAAAUUUGGGUAAAAAUGGAAACUACAACUAUCCUUCAUUAUGGCUUAAAAAAAAUCAUGUCGCUGGCAUCAAUUUUCAUUUUUCACUAUUUUAUUCAAAAAAAAAAAAAAGUUGGCUAAGAAAUUAAAAAUUUUUUAAAAUGUGAAAAUUGUUCAAAGAAAUACCUAUCGUUUAAAAAUCAAUAUGGUUAAAAAUGGAAACUACAACUAUCCUUCAUUAUGGAUUAAAAAAAUCAUGUCACUGGCAUCAAUUUUCACUUUCAUUAUUUUAUUCAAAAAAAAAAAGUUUGCUAAGAAAUGAAAAAUUUUUAAAAUGUGAAAAUUGUUCAAAAAAAUAUCGCUUGAAAAUCAAAAUUUGGGUAAAAAUGGAAACUGAAUCUAUCCAUCAUUAUGGCUUAAGAAAAUCAUGUCCUUGGCAUCAAUUUUCAUUUUCAUUAUUUUAUUCAAAAAAAAAGUUGGCUAAGAAAUUAGACAUUUUUUAAGUGAAAAUUGUUCAAAAAAAAUAUCGUUUAAAAAUCAAUAUGGGUAAAAAUGGAAACUACAACUAUCCUUCAUUAUGGCUUAAAAAAAUCAUGUCACUGGCAUCAAUUUUCAUUUUCAUUAUUUUAUUCAAAAAAAAAAAGUUUGCUAAGAAAUGAAAAAUUUUUUAAGAUGUGAUAAUUGUUUAAAAAAAUAUCGUUUGAAAAUCAAAAUAUGGGUAAAAAUGGAAACUAAAACUAUUCAUUAUUAUGGCUUUAAAAAAUCAUGUCCUUGGCAUCAAUUUUCAUUUUCAUUAUUUUAUUCAAAAAAAAAAAAAGUUGGCCAAGAAAUUAGAAAUUUUUUAAAAUGUGAAAAUUGUUCAAAAAAAUAUCGUUUAAAAAUCAAUAUGGGUAAAAAUUGAAACUACAACUAUCCUUCAUUAUGGCUUAAAAAAAACAUUUGACGUAAUGAGAAAAAAUCAACGAAUUUUCAAAAAAAUCGAUCAAUUUUCUAUCAAGUUUUCAAAAGCCUGAUUUCUGAAUGACUCUCGAGGCAAAAAACAUAUCCAUAUUAAUCGUUUCGAAAUCAAAUAAUAUUGAUCAAAAUGGAAAGUGAAAUCAAUCAUUAUUCAUUAAUUAAAAAAAAUUGACGCCAUCUGCAUCAAUUUUCAAUCUCCCUUCAUUUUUCACACACACAAAAAAAGACUAGCAACACUUGCGAAUUAGAAAUUUCCAAAAAUAAAAAUGUUUUCGUUUGUAAAAAUAUUGAAGAAAAGUAGAACCGAACCAAAGUCUUUGAUCAUUGCAUCAAAAUUUUCAAUUCUUAUUGACUUUUUUUUUUUUUCUUUUUAAAUGGGUUGGAGUGGAAAUUGACCCAGAAAAGAAAUUAGAAAAAUCCCUAAAAAUGAAAAAAAUAGUUCAAAAGGGAAACUAUAAUCAUAAAAUCAACUGCUUUAGUUUUUACUUUUUCAUAUUGGAAGAAGAGUGGGGGGGGGGGGGGGGUUAAAAAUUGAAGAAGAAUCGCUCCAAGAAAUUUUUAAAAAUGUAAAAUUCGUUAAAAAACCAACAAAUUGUUGAUGAAAAUGUGAACUAGAAUAAUCUACAUAAAUGUAUCAUAAGUUUUGUGAAAAAAUCAACUUCAACUGCAUCAGUUUUUCAAAAAACUUUGACGAGUAUUUUGAGAAAAUUGGUGCGAAAAGUUAUUUAGAAAAAUGAAAAAUUUCCAAAAAUGGAAAAUAUUACCCAAAAGUCAAAAAUUUUGUUGAAAAUUGAAACUAGAUUCGUCCAUCGUAACUUGCUUUUAAAAAAAAACAUAUCAAUUUUUUGGAAAUUUUCUUGAAAGAAAAAUUUCCAAAAAUGGGGGAAUCGUUCAAAAAUCAGUAUUUUGAUAAGAUAGAAACUGGAAUCUUACACUUUUUCUUGAGAAAAAAAAAACAAUACCUACCUAGGUACCAUUUUACCUCGAAAAUUUUCUUUAAAAAAAAAAAAAAAAGCUGUGCCAGUAAUUUGGGCCAUGUGCUAAAAUUUUCAAAAUUCCUAUACACAGAAAAAUCGUUUGAAAAUCAAAAAAUCCAUGAAAAUGAAAACUAAAAUUACCAACCUCGAAAAUCAGCUGAAAUUUUUCAAAAAGUUUAAUUUGAAGUGCACAACUUCUGGGGAGUGAAAUUUUAAAAAUUCUAAAAUUUACACUAUCAUCACAAAAACAGAAAUAUUCCCAAGCAAUAGGAUAAUGAACGACCAAUACAGCAGAAAAUUUUCAAAAAUUCUAUUUUUUUAAUCACAAUAAAUGUAACUUUGGAACCCUAUUCCAUGGACUAAAUUUUAAAAUUUAUCAACUUUUUUGCAUCACAAAAACAGACCGAAUUUUCAAUGUAAAUUUUCUUCACUUCAGUGAAUUAAAAUUGAGAAGUAUUUUUGAAAAAUGAAAACUUUGAAAUUUCAUCAGUCAGUGAGAUUAAAAUUGAUAAAUUGAAACACCUAAGAUUUCAGCACAUAAAAGUUACCUAUGUCUGAAUGGAAUGGUGAAAGGUCGUCUGAAAAGCCUGCAAAAACACUCAUAAAUUAAUUGGCUUUCUACUUAAACUUGAAUAAAUUAAUAAAUGAGAUAAAAUUCGUAUGUACCUGAUCAUAUUAAGAACUCGAUUCCAAACGUGGAAAAAAAUCAUAAAAAAAUAAAUUCGUAAAAUGGAUUUAUUUCAAACAACGUGCUUUUCCUGCUGCUGAAAGAAUUCUUCUCCUUUACAUCGUUGGAUGCUCGUCUUUGUUGGAAUUCGAUUUCCUCAAUCGUUAUGUCUUUCCUUUGGUAUAGUAAAACGGAUAAUUAAUGUGUAUUAACGUGGUAUCUACUCCUAUAUUCAACUUAUUCAGUAUUUUACUAUUGCUGUUUGUGUCUUAUACUACUAUUCUGUGUUUUUAUACUACGUGCUGUAUUCUUAUGUACUUGUAUCACAUACAUAUCUUACUUGAGUCAUUUUAACCAAAGCUGCAAAGUAAUCUUCUAGAGCAAGCUCAUGCUCAAAUUUAACGAUGAGAUAUCCUUGUGUAGCUUUACAAUGAGUUAACCAAUAGAAAACGUUUGAAUUACAAUUCGCUCAGUUUUGAAUGGAACUUAUUAAAAAAAAAAAAAAAAAUGAAAAUGGUUGAGACGAAAGUUCAUUUAAAUAAUUUUUUUCAAAAAUGAAAUCGAUGAAACUGUUAAACUUUUCCAGUGACGAAUACCGGUUGAAUUAUUCAACUUGUACCUAGCUUUAGUAUAAUCGAAGGUGGAUUUUUAUCCUUUUUUUUUUUUUUAAAUUCCUUUCACAAGAAUGGUUAAUCUUUUUAUAUUUUGGAUUUACUUCUGUGUUCUAUUUUGUAUUUUUCUGAAUUUUAUUUUUGAUUCGUGCCUUUAUUUUUUUUUCACAUGAAACAGUACGUCAAUUAAGUACAUCGUGUUAAAUAAAUCUGAUAAUUUUUUUUUCAAGCAAUCAUAAGACUGUUAUUCGUUCUAAUGAUAAUCAGCCAUUUUUUUAAGGAAUAGAUAUAAUUUGACAAAUAUUUUUCAAACUAAUUCGCUAUAAUAUUACGUAUAUUUUUUUUAAUCGAGUGUAACUGAUGAAUUUUUUCUAUUUUUAUUGAUAUAAGCCAUCAUAUUAUUACGCACACUCCAAAUUUCUCGUUUCCCCGCAGCGUAACUUUCUUUCUAGUCACAACACAAGUAAGACGAAUUUAAUAAAAUGUUGAAUUAGAAAAUAAAAAUAAUGAUUUUUUUUUCUUCAAAGCAAAAAAUAAGAUAAGCAGUAAGAAGUGCAAAAAAAAUUUUAAAUCUGUUUUUUCGAUCGAAGAAAUUUUUUGUUUUUAAAUUAGCAGGAGAAAAUAUCAGCUGUUUUAAAAUCGAGUUUAUUGUCGUUUGCUCAAUAACGUACGUAAGUUUGUUAUUUUUGUUUUUUUUUGUACUGUUCGCGCAGUUAGUCGAGGGCAAUUUAUUAUUUUUUUUGUGUGUUUGCGUGUGUAUUUUUAUUAUUGAAAAAACAAAAAGUCAUGUUUUUAUGUUUUAUUAUUUAUUUUAUUUUUUUCUUUUCAUUGUUUUUCGAAUGUACAUACGAUAGGAUUUUCUUCUUUUCUUCUUCUUUGAUACCUGUUUGAAAAUUGUUAUUUUUUCUCUCAGCUUUAAUGACAAUUAUGUAUAACUGUGAUUUAAAAAUAUAUUUUUAUGUAAUUUUAUUACUAUUUUUUUUUUUUUUUACAUUGACAUAAAAAUUAGUACAAAUUACAUUGUGUAGAAAAAAAAAUUGAGAAAAAUUUAAAUAAAAUAUUAUAAAUUGAUUAUUGUUACCUGUUUUAAUACAGUUUUUUUUCUUCUUGUGCGUGUGUAUAUAAUUUGUAAAAAAAAGAAGAUUAUUUUUUUUAACGCGUUGAUUUUUUUUUUGGUUAUGAUUAUUUUUUUUUCGAGUGUAAUUUACACGAUAUACAUAUGUAUUAUAUGUAGCUAGAUAUGUAAUUUAUUAAAUUAACCCCGAUUGAAAAAUGAAAAAAAAUGAAAAGAAGUUGUUUGUGUGUGACGAAAAAUGUUGAAGAUGAGAAAAAAAAGAAAAUAAAAUUGAAAAAAAAAUACGUUAGAAUUCGUGUAUGUGUAUUUAUUAUAUUUAUUUUAAAACGAUGUUCAAACAACAAAAUAAUUCGCGAAAUAAAAAUGUUCUAAAGGCUGUGUAA